Molecule: messenger RNA, 11179 nt
Organism: Podarcis lilfordi (Lilford's wall lizard)
Lineage: Eukaryota; Metazoa; Chordata; Lepidosauria; Squamata; Lacertidae
Source: the annotation of a GenBank genome assembly
AUGCUGAAGUCAGUUUACCGCGUGGGUGUGUAGUGCUUGGGUGGUUUUGUUAUAUUGCACUUCGAAAAAUCCUUUGUUGAAAAGUGCAUGAUAACUUAAAAAAAAACAAAAAAAGUCCAGUAGCACCUUAGAGACCCACUAAGUUUGUUCUUGGUAUAAGCUUUCAUGUGUAUGCACACUUCUUCAGAUACUGGCAUGCACACGAAAGCUUAUACCAAGAACAAACUUAGUGGGUCUCUAAGGUGCCACUGGACUAUUUUUAAAAAAUUUUUAUAUAUUUUAUAUAUUUUGACUGUGUCAGACCAACAUGGCUACUACCUGAAUUAAAAAUAUAUAUAUAAUUGAAUUUGAAACAUAUUUUAGGAAAGUAAGAGAUUUUUAGCAACUGUGGCAACAUUAAGUCAUGUUGAAUUUUGCUAAUGUGCGUGAUCGGCUUGCUUCUCAAUAAUAAAUAACGAGAGCGCUUCCAGGUCUUCUGUGUGUUUCCUAUGCAGUACAGUAUGCGCACCUUUGAAAUAGUGCUCUUCGAGGAUACAAUUUGAUACAGUGGUACCUCUGGAUGCGAACGGGAUCCCUUCCGGAGCAGAACGCAUCCUGAGCAGAACGCAAACCACGUCUGCGCAUGCAUGGGUCGUGAUUCGCCGCUUCUGCACAUGCGCGUGACGUCAUUUUGAGUGCAUGCGCAAGCAACAAAACCUGGAAGUAACCCAUUCCCUUACUUUUGGGUUGACACGGAACGCAACCCGAAAACGCUCAACCUGAAGCUACUUUAACCCGAGGUAAUGACUGUACUUGGUCAAUGCAGGCAGAGAAGGAAAGGGUAAGCUGGAGGAGCUGGAAGCAAGGUGGUUGCACUGCGGCCCCACAAAUAUACAGAAUUCAAGCACAGUUUAUUUGGGAGUAAUUCCCACUUAGCGCAACGGGGAUUGAUCUUAAGUGAAUAGGUGGUAGGACCCGGCUGCACAAACCUUAAGGAAUCUCCAGAUCUGUUCCUUUAACCUUGUGCAACUUUCAGCGCAAUCCUGUGCUUAUUUGAAACCGUCUUGAGUAAAUUCAGCAGCACAGCACACCUCCAUGAAGCCCCGUUGAGUUCAUAGAAGCAUAGAAUUGUUGAGAUGGAAGGGAUCACGAGGGUCAUCUAGUCCAGCUGCCUGCAGUACAGGAAUCUUUUGCCCAGCAUUCAGUGGGACUUGUUUUUGAAUAAGCAUAAUAGGAUCAGGCUACUUGACUUCAACCGUAAGCCUGCUUUUUUAGGUCUAAGGCUGUAAACUUGGGAAAAUUUACCUUGAGGUAGGUACCAUCAGACCUUUGAGUGAAUAUGCGUAGGAUUGCAUGGUAAAUCUCAUUUAGCUCAGGCUUACCUCAGAGUAACCAUGCAUAAGAUUAGAGUGUACAACAGCCCACUUUAAAAAGAAGGAAAUAAGCUUCUCCUUGUUCCCAGCCAAAAAAAGCCAACACCCUGGCUUCAUAGACUCAUAGAUAUGCUGAGAUGGAAGGGAUCCUGAGGGUCAUCUAGUUCAGCCCCCUGCAAUGCAGGGGUCCCAUACAGGGAUCGAAACUGCAACCUUGGCCUUAAUUCACAAGGCUUUGUUUGCAUAGUUUUGCAAGAUGAAAAAAUGGUACAUUCUAAAUUGAAUACACUUACAUAUAUAGAGAUAGAUAGAUAGAUAUUUACAUGACAACAGCUUGUAUCCAGUGCAUUACCUUCCCAUUUAUUGUGCAAGUUGGAUUGGUUAUCUGAAAAGCAAGAUUUUGCGGUCAAAGUCCGCCUCUGGAGAGGUGUUUACCCUGCUUGCAGAGAAAGGAAUCAGCCGUUCGAGACUCCCCUAGUGCCAGGCUGACGUCUGUCAAAGACAUGCCUCCUGGCAAAGCCCAAUUCCCGGGAGAAGUGGCGCGUUGGCUUCCUCCGAGAACCAAGGGGCAGACCUGUCAAAAUGUAACCGCCUGAAGCCGACAGAGAUUGCUCUUUGUGAAUGAUCAGUUUUUUCAGAUGCCCAAGUAAAACCUGACUUGAGUCGGUCAGCUUAGCACACCGACUAGACCCCCUAGCAGAGUGAUGAAGAGGAAGUAGAAAUGGGUGUGUUUGUUUCAUUUAUGUCCUUACCCCACAGUUCUUCCAACAAGCUCAGGGCCUUUCCCUCUUUUUAUCCUGGCAGCAACCCUGCUAGGUAGGCUAGACUGAGAGGGGGCAACUAGCUCAGGGUGAGCUUUGUGAGCCAGUGGGUAUCUGAACCAAAGUUAACUCUGCUGAGUAUGUAAAUAGCAUUUUAAGCAUUUGAUGCAGUGCCCAAUUAAACCCUGUGGAGGCCCCUAGGCAAUCUGAAUCUCAGCUCCCUUGUUCAUUUGCUAUAGUGGGGUAACAUGGAACUAAGAAAGCUUGAUUGUAAUUUUGUUUCAAGAUCAAAUUGAUAUUAUUUGGUAAUCCGCCAUAUUGGUAAUCCUCCUCUGCCUGUUUGGUAAUCCGGCAGUGGUUUGAUGUGCUUCACACACAUUAUCCUGUUGGAAUCCUUGCAAGAAGGCUUUAAGGCAAGUAUUACUAUUCCAUAAGCCAGAUGAGAGAGAGCAGGGCUUCCCUAGGGCACCUACUGAGCUGAUUUGAAUGUGAGGCUAAUGCAUAGCUCAUGCUGCAAUCCUUUACUUACAGUAUCUAGGAGUAAGUCUCACUAAGCUCCAGGGACUUACUUCUGAGAAGAAAUGUAUAGGGUUGCACACUGUCUGUCUUUCAGUCACUUUCUAUCACAUGCUGCACCACCUGUCUGUCAUUAGAUUAACCUCUCUACCUCUAGGUUAGAUCACUGUAAUGUGUUGUAUGUUGGCCUGCUUCUGAAGACUGCUCAAAAACUGUAUCCAGUGCAGAAUUCAGUGCAGACUAUCAAUUGAGAUCUGGUGAUCUGAACAUACAACUCCAUUUGUUGCCCAACUGCACUGGCUGCCAAUUUGUUUCUGAGCCCAAUUACUCAAUUCAAAGUGCGAUUUUUUUUACCUACAAAGCCCCACAUGGCUCAGACCCUCAUAGCUCAAGGCUUUUAAAUAAAACAAAUCUACUCCAAGAGGUAAAUCGUACUGAGUUCAGGGGGCUUACUUGCCAGGGUUGCAUGUGUAAGAGUGCAAUUCCAUGCACUUCUACUCUGAAGUAGAACAGGCCAGUGGAAACUACUCCCAGAUAAGUGUGUAUGGGUCCUCAGCCUUUGAUUUGUCAAAUUCAGCAGGAUUGUGGCAUACACACUAUGCCUGCUGUACCUCAAAGAAUUCUGGCCACUGUACUUUGUUAAGGGUUGUUAGGAAUUGCAACUUUGGGAGGGGUAAGCUACAGUGCCCAGAAUUCUUCGAGGGAAGGAAUGUGUUUUGCAUGUGCUUUAAAGGUCUAGUGUGCAUGCAAGUCUCCAAGCAUGUUGUGAGCUGUGCUCCAGGAACAUGCCAUCUUUCUUAAUAAGAGUUUUCAAAGCCAGCAUUAACCUGCAGCCCUCUGCAAGCCUGUUUGGGAGUAAGCUGCAGUGAGUAAAUACGCUAAGGCAGAGGUUUUCAACCUUUUUUGGGUCCACGGCUCCCUUGACCAACUAUAUUCUUUCUGUGGCACCCCUGUGGGACUCAGGAGCACAGUUAUGUCACCCCUUGCCUGCAGAGCCGGCAGCCCCUCUCUUCUCCCCUCUCCUUGGGAGUCCUCUGGGCAGCUGCAGCUGCCACCCCUGGUCUCUGAGUUGCCUCCCUCCCCCCAAAAGGGGUGCCUCUUCACACUGCCCCACAGGGGCCUGGGAAGCACCCCUGGCCAGCCCCAGGCACCAUUCCCCUGGGGAGCUUGUAGCCAGGGCUGCUGCAACAAACAGCUGUGCAAGCCUUUGGGAGGCAGAGAUGCAAGAGGGCCUCCGAGGAGGGAGGGAAGGAAAGAGGGACAGCAUUCAAGUCACCCCAAGGUGCCACGGCACACUGCUUAGCACACCUAGAAACAUCAGUUUUCAGUGGAAAUUACAUAGGCACUUCUCCCUGCCAUAGAGGUCAGGGGAACUCAAAACAUGCAGCUUAAAGGUGGUUAAGUCGGUGCCAUUUGCUUGCAAGUAACUGGGAAAGCUGCAAGGCAAAAGCAGAGUGAGAAGGAAAGGGAGAAACCUUAGACCGGUUUAAAAUGGGAGGAGGCUGCUCAGGGCAGCUCAGGAGGGAAAUGUGCAAUUAAGUGGGAAAAUCUCUUGGGAAAGAAAUUGUGUUGGGGGCAGCAGAGAUUGGGGGAAACUCAAAUGGUGUGCCAGUUUCAGCCUGAGCAGGGGCAGGUUGGGAUAGCAACCUGCAUGAUCCGUGGAGGUGGCUCUGCAGGUAAGCAGAGUAGGAGGCGCGUGGCGGGAAAGAAAGAGAAAGGCGGAGAUGAAGCGGCUUCAUGCUUUUAUUGCCUGGCUUCGUGUUUGGGGAAAAAUAGGAGAGAAAGCGAAAUAAUAUUUGCUACUGGGCUCUUUUUUUAGGGUCCUCCCCAGUACCCAAGUAGAACUUUGCAGUGCUUGCAAAAGUUCAGAGUUCUACUUUCCUUAAUUAACUGCUUCGGCCCAAGUUAAUUUUUCCUGCAAGGAAACCCCAGAUCCUUCACAACGUACAGGUGUGGCCCUCUCCCUUGGCAGUUUGAGUGCAGAAGUAGGUGGUGUGGAAAUCCUUCAGGGCACUUAGGUCCUGAACCCAUACACAGCUACAUGGGAGUUAUUCACACUGAACUUGGACUUAAGCAGAACCUCAAAACAGCAGUCCUGGCAGUUAGCGCCAUUUAACUCAAUGGGGCUUACUUAUGAGUAGACACAUAUAAGGUUACUUCAAAGUAAACCCCCUUAAAUAAAGUAGGAGUUACUUCUAAAUAAACAUGCAUAGGAUCUGCCUGCACACAUAUUGUGGGGAGGAAUUUGAAGGCUGAAUUAAGAACAAAGGACCUCUUGCAACAGAGUGGAGCAAUAGCAGAACAAGACUGGGUCCCUCCAGAUGAACUUUCUAUGGAGCAUUCAUCCUGAUUUGCUUGCAUAAAACUUGUGUGGAAGUUAGAUUGUUGCUGGUCUUUAUUGAACAUUGUGACUAUUUCCUUGUGGGAUAUCAUUCCUUCAUCCCACUCUUUUCAAUGCAUUUCCCCAUCACUUCCCAAAAAACAAAAGGUCAGAUUCUUCUUUAAACUGGGUUUGUUGCACUAAGGUGACAGAAACCUUUCAUCCGCUUUAAUUGCGCAAACCUAAAAUUCCAGUAUGCAGGCACAUGAAGAUGGCAGUCUGUGGCACCCUAUAAUGAAUGAAAAAUAUUGUUAUCCCUCCAAGCCAAGAUCAUCUGCAGCAGUCAUUGUCUGCAAAUCCAAGUCUGCCUGCAGGUUCAAUUACUACUCAGCUAUUUGGGGAGAAUACUGCCAGCUUGCUUUUCCUUAUAUAUAAGGGAAGCAGGUAGCUUUCAAAAAUAUGAGAACAGAAAACUUAAGGGAGGGCUUUGGUGUUUCCCGGGGGGCAGUGACUAGGCCUUCACAGAACCUGCCUCCUCUGGCUAUGUCUCCAUAAGCAUGCAACACUUUGGCUUUGUGUGAUAAAAAGAUCUCAGUGAGUGUAUUUCUGUUUUUGUUAGGGAACUGCUGCUUUGCUCUGUGAUGAAGGACAGGCGGAAGGGAGAGAAGGUGGAGCCAAGGAGAUGGGCAAAAACAAACCAUGUGAGAAGGAAUCUUUUUGGUCCUGUGGACCACAGUAAUCUGCAGCAGGACAUCCAGCACAUCUUGUGCACUAGCAUGGAAAAGGCAAAGUGGAGGUGGAACUUUGACUUCUGGCAAGAGGUUCCGACUGAAGGCCUGCUGCAGUGGGAAGAGUUGCAGAGCCACGAGGUCCCCCCCUUUUACCAUACUUGUGUGGUAAGAGAGGCUCCCAGACCCUUGCAGCCCAUGAACUGAGCCGCAGCCAAGGAACCCAAAGCUCGCCACAAUGGCAAAGUGAUGGAGAAACCCCCAAAGAUGGCAGGGAAGAAGAGUCGGCCUGGGAGGAAGCGGAGGCGGACCUCAUUGACUGGUAAGCAGCAUUUGCACUUUCAUUUAAUGUUUGUUGCUACCAGUAUGCAGCACCACAUGACAAAGGAUGCACAACCCAGAAAAAUCACUAUUCACAUGUCAGGUAUUUGGUAAUACAGAAAGUCAUGUUGUAGUAGCUGUUCCACUCCCAGUGGUGUCCUGCAUUUUAAAAUUGAAUUAGGAAGGCUGGGAAAGUUACAACUUUUCCCCACUGUGAGAUGGCUUGUGAGAUGUGAAGGCCUAAAGCUGUCAUCCUAAACCCACUUACUGGAGAGUAAACCCCAUUGAACACUGAAGUGCUUACUUUGGAGUAAACAGACGUAGGAUUCAACAGAAGUGUAGAGUUUUUAGAGUUUGAAGGGACCUGGGACUUCACCGGAUUCCACCACAGCAGAAGGCCAUCAAGCCUCCAGCCGUGGAGAGACCCCUAGUCCCACCCCGGGGAUUUCUUCAAUUGUUGAACAGCUCUUACUAUCAAAAGUGUCUUUUAACACUUAACUUUGGGCUGCGAUUUUUAUCCAAAUAACAAGAAUUCUCUGCACACAGAAAGGUAACUUGUAGCUUUAAAAGGGCUUUAGCUCAACCUCUUUUCUGACAUGCUAGUUUCCUCUGUGCAAGGUGAGUCCCAACCUGCACUCUAUAGUGGCAGAGUCCGGAUAAAGCGAGAACUAGGAAUCAGCUAAGUAAAUCUCAAGUUGAUCUGGUCCCAUAAUUUGUAUUUAAUUUAGACUUCAAUAGCAACUUUGUGGCCAAGUUGAUAUCGCUGCAUUAAUAUUGAUGUUGAUUAUCCUUAUCAUCAAAGAUUCUAACAUGUACGACAUGGUUGUUGUUGUUGUUUAGUCGUUUAGUCAUGUCCGACUUUUUGUGACCCCCUGGACCAGAGCAAACCAGGCACUCCUAUCUUCCACUGCCUCCCGCAGUUUGGUCAAACUCAUUCUGGUAGCUUCGAGAACACUAUCCAACCAUCCCGUCCUCUGUCGUCCCCUUCUCCUUGUGCCUUCCAUCUUUCCCAACAUCAGGGUCUUUUCAUAGAAUCAUAGAAUCAUAGAGUUGGAAGAGACCACAAGGGCCAUCGAGUCCAACCCCCUGCCAAGCAGGAAACACCAUCAGAGCACUCCUGACAUAUGGUUGUCAAACCUCUGCUUAAAGACCUCCAAAGAAGGAGACUCCACCACACUCCUUGGCAGCAAAUUCCACUGUCAAACAGCUCUUACUGUCAGCAAGUUCUUCCUAAUGUUUAGGUGGAAUCUUCUUUCUUGUAGUUUGGAUCCAUUGCUCCGUGUCCACUUCUCUGGAGCAGCAGAAAACAACCUUUCUCCCUCCUCUAUGUGACAUCCUUUUAUAUAUUUGAACAUGGUUAUCAUAUCACCCCUUAAUCUCCUCUUCUCCAGACUAAGCAUGCCCAGCUCCCUUAGCCGUUCCUCAUGAGCCAUCGUUUCCAGGCCUUUGACCAUUUUGGUUGCCCUCCUCUGGACACGUUCCAGUUUGUCAGUGUCCUUCUUGAAUUGUGGUGCCCAGAACUGGACACAGUACUCCAGGUGAGGUCUGACCAGAGCAGAAUACAGUGGCACUAUUACUUCCCUUGCUCUAGAUGCUAUACUCCUAUUGAUGCAGCCCAGAAUUGCAUUGGCUUUUUAGCUGCCGCGUCACACUGUUGGCUCAUGUCAAGUUUGUGGUCAACCAAGACUCCUAGAUCCUUUUCACAUGUACUGCUCUCAAGCCAGGUGUCCCCCAUCUUGUAUUUGUGCCUCUCAUUUUUUUUACCCAAGUGUAAUACUUUACAUUUCUCCCUGUUAAAAUUCAUCUUGUUUGUUUUGGCCCAGUUCUCUAAUCUGUCAAGGUCGUUUUGAAGUGUGAUCCUGUCCUCUGGGGUGUUAGCCACCCUCCCAGUUUGGUGUCAUCUGCAAAUUUGAUCAGGAUGCCCUUGAGUCCAUCAUCCAAGUCGUUGAUAAAGAUGUUGAAUAAGACCGGGCCCAAGACAGAACCCUGUGGCACCCCACUAGUCACUCUUCUCCAGGAUGAAGAGGAACCAUUGAUGAGCACCCUUUGGGUUCGGUCAGUCAGCCAGUUACAAAUCCACUGAGUGGUAGCAUAGUCAAGACCGCAUUUUACCAGCUUCUUUACAAGAAUAUCAUGGGGCACCUUGUCAAAUGCCUUGCUGAAAUCAAGGUAGGCUACAUCCACUGCGUUCCCUUCAUCUACCAGGCUUGUAAUUCUGUCAAAAACAAGAUCAGGUUAGUCUGACAUGACUUAUUUUUCAGAAAUCCAUGCUGACUAUUGGUGAUCACAGCAUUCCUUUCUAGGUGCUCACAGACUGUUUGCUUAAUGAUCUGCUCCAGAAUCUUCCCUGGUAUUGAUGUCAGACUGACUGGGCGGUAAUUAUUUGGGUCCUCUCUUUUCCCCUUUUUGAAAAUAGGGACAACAUUUGCCCUCCUCCAGUCUGCCGGGACUUCGCCUGUUCUCCAGGAAUUUUCAAAGAUAACUGCCAGUGGUUUUGAGAUCACAUCUGCCAGUUCUUUUAAUACUCUUGGAUGCAGUUCAUCUGGCCCUGGAGACUUGAAUACAUCUAAACUAGCCAAGUAUUCUUGUACUAUCUCCUUAGUUAUUCUGGGCUGUAUUUCCUCUGCUGAAUCAUUUGCUCCAAAUUCUUCAGGUCGGGCAUUGUUUUCUUUAUCGGAGAAGACUGAGGCAAAGAAGGCAUUGAGGAGUUCAGCCCUUUCUGUGUCCCCUGUUUGCAUUUCACCAUCUUCUGCUCUGAGUGACCACACUGUUUCUUUGUUCUUCCUUUUGCUACGAACAUACCCAUAAAAGCGAUUUUUGUUGCUGUUAACCUCUCUAGCAAGCCUGAGUUCAUUCUGUGCUUUAGCUUUUCUGUGUUUGUGUCUACACGUGCUGGCUAUUUGUUUGAAUUCCUCUUUGGUGGUUUCCCCCCUUUUCCAUUUUUUGUACACAUCCUUUUUAAUCUUAACUCAGUUAAAAGUUCUUUAGAUAGCCACCCUGGCUUCUUUAGGCACCUUCCAUGUUUCCGUCUCAUUGGUAUUGCCUGAAGUUGUGCUUUUACUAUCUCCCUCUUAACAAACUCCCAGCCAUCAUGAACUCCCUUUCCUUUUAGUAUUACUGUCCAUGGGAUCUCACCCAGCACUUCCCUAAGUUUUAUGAAGUCAGCUUUCUUAAAGUCAAGAAAUUGAGUCCUAGUAUGCUUGGCUGCUCCUUUCCGCUGUAUAGUAAACUUCAGAAGAGCAUGAUCACUCGCGCCUAAUGAUCCUUCCACUUCUACCCCACUAACCAGGUCAUCAACAUUGGUUAGGACCAGAUCUAAAAUGGCUGUUCCUCUUGUUGCUUCUCCCACUUCUGGACAAUGAAGUUGUCUGCAAGGCCAGUGAGGAAUCUGUUUGACCUUAUGCUCUUGGCUGAGUUUGACAUCCAACAAAUAUCUGGGUAAUUGAAGUCCCCCAUUACUAUCUCCCUUCCUUUUGCAUGCUUGGCCAUCUGUUCCAGGAAGGCAUCAUCUAUGUCCUCCGUUUGGCUUGGGGAUCUAUAGUAAACUCCCACAAUGAGUUCUCCUGCUUAGCUUCGGUUUUGUGCCUCCAAGUUCCAGAGUUUAAAGUUUUAAAGCUUUUCUACUCUGCCAAAGUAUCAAUCUGUCAAAUUAUAUCUCUGUCUGACUGUCAACUUGUAUCUUAAAGUUACCCGAAGAACAACUUGAGACAACUAUAGCCAAUAUGUAUCCAAAAGAAAAAGAGUCUCUUAAAACUGAAAGUUGCUAAAAAAUCUCCAUUGGCUGCAGUUACUAUGCUCUGCUCCCAUUCACAAAAAGUCCCCUUGCAGAGCCUGUCCACAGAAAUCGGAAGCUGACUUCCUUUUUGGCUUCCAUUUUACCAAAUCAAUUAAUUUACACCUAAUUUCUUCUUUUUGAAGCUUUAUUUGGUUUUAAACCUCUAAUUGGAAAAUCCACUGCUUAUGGUGACGGCAUGUGGCUUCGGCUGUAGGGUGCGAUGGAGCCGUGAGCUGACUCAAGCCUCUUCCCUUCCCCCCUCGCAGAAACAGCGAUGGGCAGGUCUGGGUUGCGGCGAGUUCUCCGACGCUCUGCUGGACCCCUGGAGUCCCCACUUGUGUGGGGGGUUUUUUCGGGGGGGUGCCUAAGGAUUACUGAAGUAUUGAAUGUCAAUUUCUUAGAACUUAGCAUAAGAAAUAUAAAAUGCUAAGCAGUAGUAGCAGAGAAAUGUUACUUCUGUGUAAAUAAGCAGUUGUAUACGUCUCUAGAUUUAGGUUCCAGCAGAAAUGUUAUUGUGUGCAUUUUCUGCCUUCAUCUGUUUCAUAUUAUGUAAAGUAUUCAUAUUUUGCUCAACUCUAAGCAAAAGGGUUCCUAGAGCCAUUCUAGAGCCAAAGACCAUUCAUAAGGCAGCCUCUGUCCUUGGACUUACAAUCUAAAAGACGUGACACAAAAGGAUUGGGCGUAAAGAGUGAGACCGUGACACACACACUCACCGCACUAGCUCUUACUUAAAAAGCUCUCAUGGUGGAAUAGAAGCAGUGGCAGGACACGAGGAGCCAAGUGUUGCAAGACUUUCAGCUGAGCUUUGCUUCUCUCCCUUGAUUUGCAGCCUGCUGGAAUGGCAUAGUAUCCUAGAAAUACCCAGCUUUGUACAGAAAAUGUUAAAGGUUUGUUCCUUCUUGGACUCGAAAGGUUUGAACCUUUCAGACUUCAUUACUGAGAGCCAUUCUGUACAUUACAUUCAGAGUGAGAUGGUAAACCAAGCUGAGAGGAUUCUGGACUGCGGCACUUCAGCCUGUAGGAGGAUUUCUUGCACUUUGUGGUGCGUUUCCCAAAGUAAAACCUUCUGCAUGUGGUUAAGCUACAUCAGGAAAUAGAUGAUACAGGUAAAUCUUUAUAUGUGAUAUGUUGGCUUUCUAUAUGCAGGUAGUUUCCCUUUUGCUUUUCUUGGCAGGGCUGGCAGCAGAUAAAAUAGGAUGAGUCCAUCUGAAGUGGUGCUGUUCAGAAUUCUACUGCUUGACUCUGUGAUGUGGCCGUUGGAGCUCAGAGCAGCCGCACUGUCUCCCUUGCUGUCUCAUUUCUAAUUCUAAUUCACCUGUUUGUUUGGUUUUGCCACAGAUUAUUACCAAGCAAAGAAGCAGAUCAGAACGGAUAUGCAAACUCCUGUAAAGAAACCGGCCUUCUAG